CCUCUCCCUCCUGCUCCUUCAUUCUGUCGCUCCAGUACACGGAGGCCAUGCUCUGGUUUUUCCGGGAGAGUUCAGCCAUUGGUUGAACAUGCGGAUCAUCAUAGAAGAGCUGGUGAAGAAAAACCACUCGGUCACCAUCCUAGUGCCCGAUGCAUCGCCUACUGUCAACUACAACAACAGCCGCGACGCCGCCAAGUUCAACUUCUUGGUUUUCAAGGUGCCGUACAGCAGGGAGGAAUAUCUGAGCCCCAUUCAGGAAUUCAUCCACUUCUCUAUGCACGACCCCUCAACGCUGCAAAAGGUCAUGAAGCUGAUCGAUGUCAUGGGGCAGGGCUUGGUGUUCGCGAGGCAGCAGUGUGACGGGAUUCUAAAGAACGAUCAGUUGAUGGCAACUCUGCGGGAUGCCGCUUUCGACGUGGUCCUACUUGACUCCUUGGUAAUGUGUGGCGACCUGGUGGCCGACGUGCUCGGCGUGCCGCUCGUCAUCUCGCUACGCUUGAGCUUAGGCAGUGUUUUUGAGCGUCACUGUGGCCACGCUCCAUCGCCACCAUCUUACGUCCCGUUACCUCCAGUGCUGUUCAACGACCACAUGACGUUCAUAGAGAGGCUAAUCAACUUGGUGACAUAUGUGGCGUCAUCAGCGCUAACCGAACUGGGCUGGAAGCUGACGAUGGAUAAAUACUACAGUGAGAUUAAAGGAACUCCCACCAGUGUGUGUGAAACUCUGGGGAAGGCUGACGUGUGGCUCAUCAGGACGUUCUGGGACAUCGAUACACCGCGGCCGACUCCGCCCAACUUCAAACACGUGGGUGGUCUGAACUGCAGACCAGCCAAUCAGCUGCCAGAGGACCUGGAGGCUUUUAUGCAGAGUUCAGGUGAUGCUGGUGUAGUAGUUGUUUCUUUUGGCUCCAUGGUACCCAACCUGACGAUGGAGCGCACCAACGUCAUCGCCACCGCCUUAGGACGAAUCCCUCAGAAGGUGAUUUGGCGUCACCGUGGCGAGGCUCCAACUGCACUUGCGCCAAACAUAAAGAUUUUUGAUUGGAUCCCUCAAAACGAUCUGCUGGGUCACCCGAAGACACGAGCAUUCGUGACUCAUGGUGGCACUAACGGUCUGUACGAAGCUGUGUUUCACGGCGUGCCUCUGGUCGGCUUGCCGGUGUUUGGCGAUCAGCCUUAUAAUCUUGACCGUAUGAGUCAACUCGGCACGGCCAUUGUCCUCGACUUCAACAAAGUGACAGCUGAGGAGCUGGCAGAAGCACUGCAUGCCAUCGUCAACCAGCCAAGCUACAAGACCAGCAUUCAACGUCUGUCGGCGGUGCACCGCGACCAGCCAGUGACGCCACUGAAUACUGCCGUCUUCUGGUUGGAGUUUGUUAUGCGACAUGGUGGAGCUAGGCAUUUGCGGUUGGCUUCACAUAAUCUGAACUGGUUCCAGUACCACAGCUUGGACACAGGCGCUGUCCUGCUCGUCACUCUGAUGACCGCCGCUGCUUUGUGUUGGGCGGUCAUACGCUGCUUCCUGCAGCAGUGCAGACGACGAGGAGGAAGAGAGAAGGAGGACUGAAGAAAGAUAUUUUUGAAGUGCAUACCUCCACCUUUAUAGGCUCUCUUCCACCUGCUGCCUCCUCUGACUACAGAUCAUGACGUCAUCCACAAACACAAUAUUCAACAGAGACUCCUGCCUGAUCUCAUCGGUCAGCCUGUCCAUUAUCACUGCAAACACAGAAGGGGCUCUGAACAGAUCCCUGAUGUGAUGGGUGUGACCCCACACCCACCUUGAACUCAUCUGUCACUCCUACAGCAUACCUCACCACUGUCUCAUUUUGGCAUUUUGAGUUAUUAGCAGCAUCAACUCAAAAUGCCAAAAUUCAAAGCAACCCACUUAUGACAAUAAACCAUUUAGAAAACUGUAUUUCCAAGUAGAAUUCUGGACAUGUUUAGUUAUGUCAGGUUGACUCUGGACCUUAACUCCAGCAGAAGUGGGUCAUGUUUGACAUAAGAGAUCCACAGAUACAAAACCAUCACCUACUGACCACCAUUCCUGGUUGAACCCUCAGACCUCUGUGCUUUGAAAGUAAGAGAGUCUGAAGGUACACAGAGACCAUCAAAAGGUUUUUUCUUUACCCAACAAGCAUCAAUAAGACAGAUAUCUAGGAGUAAACUGUUUGUAACUUGUCCUUUAAAAUGCACACGCAGAAAGUUGAUGACCGCCUUCAUGUGCUGAUUAAUGACAGAGUAAAUUAAGGCGGAUAAGGAAAACAUAUCCUGUAUAUGUUAAACACACUUUGUUGUCCAGAUCAAUACACAAACACCGAUACUGGAUGCAAUGAAAACCAGUUAAAAACAAACCUGGUAUCAUCCACCCCAGCGCUGUUUUUCAAAACACCCUUCACAGCAUGAAACCUGCAGUAAAUCCAGUCAGCACAACACAAGGCAGAUCAUCCCUGAAGCCACCAGAGCUCGAGCAGGGAGUUGAGGACUGGAGCAUGCAGCUGAAGUAGGAAGAGAAAUAAAAAUAGACAACAAAAUGAAUGACAUGAGUAUGAGAGGAUGCUGCACUGAACAAAGUUGUCACAUUUGAGUCAUAAUUGGUUGCUUCCACAUAAAUUUUGGUAAAGGGAGUAAAGGAAACAUGCCAUCUUAUGCCAAAAGGAAAAUAGUCGCAAACUGAAUGUUCGCCAAACUAUGGAGACAUCAUCCACUGAGCCCGAGGCCCUCUGUGAUCCGGGCACUUUAGUUCAUAUCAAUGAAAAUUGAUUUUAAAAAACUGUUUCAGGACAUCAAAGUUGUUUGAUCAGUGUAAUAAGUCUAAACUAUU
This is a messenger RNA of Pelmatolapia mariae (spotted tilapia), 2821 nucleotides long. RefSeq names its product UDP-glucuronosyltransferase 2A2-like. The record is from RefSeq and is a predicted model, not a curated record. Lineage: Eukaryota; Metazoa; Chordata; Actinopteri; Cichliformes; Cichlidae. Gene Ontology annotation, molecular function: glucuronosyltransferase activity. Bases 89 to 1567 code for a protein of 492 amino acids. The transcript has 8 exons.